Guillardia theta CCMP2712 is the source of this 1350-nucleotide messenger RNA. RefSeq lists its product as hypothetical. The transcript has a single exon. The coding region runs from base 1 to 1350 and encodes 449 amino acids. Lineage: Eukaryota; Cryptophyceae; Pyrenomonadales; Geminigeraceae. The record is from RefSeq and is a predicted model, not a curated record.
AUGGGGUGCUUUGAAUCGAAGGAGAUGAGGGACUGCAGCUUUCAGCACUUCUUCAAGAUGAACGACUGGGAGGGGGGGCUUCCCACCACCAGCGCCGUCGGCAUCGCGUCCCGUGAGCUGAGAGCGUACGACUGGGAUGCGGAGACUUCCAAGUCAAGGCUGGAGGAGGGAGUCCAUGGAAGCUUCGGACGAGCGGUGCAGUUUGUUCGGCCGGAAUCUCUCGCCAUCGUGGACAAGGGGAUCCAGGCAGUGAAGUUGGCGCACAAGAAGCGUGUCCUGCAGGUGCCGGGGGAGUACAAGACCAUCCAAGAAGCGCUGGACUCGGCGAGAGACGGAGAUCUGAUCAGAGUGGAGCCAGGGCGAUACAGGGAGGCGAUCGCUGUCCGGAAGCGAGUGCAGCUGAUCGGAGUGGGGAAGGUGCAGGACGUCGUGAUCGAGAUGCCUGAUGACUUCGUGUGGGGGGCGGCGAGCUCGGCGACUGUGCUGCUGGAAGCGUCUGAGGUUCGAAUGUGCAACCUAACGAUAGUGGGGAGCAGGAAGAGCUGCGCAGUGGACAACAUGUGCGGGGACCUGACUAUGGAGGGGUGUUUGAUCAAGGGAGGGCGGACCGGGAUCCGAAUCAGCAAGUCUGCCUCCUGCCUCCUGCGCUUUUGUGACGUUCAGGAUUGUCACGCCCAUGGCAUCUACGUGUCGAAGCAGGGCUGUGCUACAGUGGAGAAGAGCCACGUUGUCAAGUGCGGUUGCGGUAUCCUCGUCGGGGAUCUCGGAUCUCAGUGCACGGUGUCGGGGUGCGACAUCGACCUCUGCUCGCAGGUCGGAGUGAUGCUCAACACGUCAGCACAGGCGCUCAUCGACGACAACAACAUCACCCGCAACGCCAUCGCGGGGAUCUGCAUGAGCUUCUGCUCCCGCGCCGUCAUCUCCUCCAACAGGGUCUUCCAGAAUCGACAGGUAGGCAUCUGUGUGGUGGAGGAGAGCGUUGCCAACAUCAGCAAGAACGUGGUGACGGGGAACGGAGCGUGGUCGAUCUUCGUGUCUCAGUCCAGCACCAACACCAUCCUCGACAACAACAGCGUCGACUCUCAGUCCUUCGAAUUCUCCAAGGAUGACAUGGAAAGUCCAGUGCCCAGCGAGCUGCUUCAUGCGGCCAGGCACGAGUUCCGCUCAUCCGUUGAGUCUCUCAACGGGGAGCACAAGCUGAACGGAGCGAGCGAGGAGAUGCAGAGGCAGGAGGAGGAGGCGGAUGAGCCCGUGGAGCAAGCAAAGGUCGAGCAAGACAAGGGAGGCCAACCCUCGCACAGAUCUAGCGGACGUCGAGACGCACGAACAGAGCAGGAAGGAGAUUAUUGA